UGAGUUGCACAGCGCUGACAUGGAAAUGUCCGAAGAGUGUGUUCAAACAGAAGCUAUCCAGCCACAGGCACUUCACAUCUCCGUUUCUACAGAUAGUGAGACAGCUUUGCCAUCCUGCUCUGUGACAAUGCCUGUUGACCUAAGCUGGCAAGAACAGUUUACGGAGAUGCCUCAGUCCCCACAAGCACCAUCUCCCGUACACAGAUGUGACAAAGGAACUCAGACAGAUUCCAAGAAGAGAAGCACAGGUGUUCAAACUAAGAUGCGCACACAUCAGAAGGGUACGCAGACAUGGUAUAUUCCAUCUGAACCUGCACCCCGUUCUUCAACUCCAGUACCAACAAAUGAAUCACAAGUGUGGAGUGAAAGUGACAGUGAAACAGAGAUACGUGAUCCUCACGACACUACGUAUGACCCCAACCAAAGUGACCUAAACUUGACGCAGGAUACCUCCCUCUGUGAAAGGUCAUUCAUCGACCACUGUGAUACCGCCAACAGCCACACAGAAAGUAGCAGCGUUACUGAGCACUCUACUAAAGAUGACGGGCACGAAACCAGCGACACUCACCAACACCGAGAGCCAAUGUACAUGGUUUCGGAAACCUGCCUUCUUCAGCUGCUCAAGACUUGCCCAGAAUGUUUGACGACAAAAACUGUGACAGAACUCAACUGCAAGGGCUCGUGCCUACGUGUAACUGUGACAUGCCAAAACAAUCACACCAGGGUUUGGUACAGUCAGCCUUCGCUUGGUGGAAAGCCAGUUGGAAACAUCAUAAUGAGCGCCGCCAUACUUUUUUCGGGAUGUAGCCCUACAAAGGUGUUGCGACUAUUCCAGUUCAUGAAGCUUGCCAGCGUAAAGAAGACCCAGUACUUCAGAAUGCAGCAUUGCUACCUUUUUCCCGCAGUCAAGGAGGCAUGGAAGUUGGAGGAAGAAGCCUUGGUGUGCGCCCUCAAGGAAACGCCUCUAACACUUGCAGGCGACGCCAGGUGUGAUUCUCCGGGACAUUGCGCACUAAUGGGGACAUACACAGUCCUGGAGACAUCAGUCAAUAAGAUUCUUCACUUUGAGCAGAUUAUGUCACCAGAGGUAUCCUCCAGCAACCAAAUGGAAAAGGUUGGCCUUGAGCGGGUCUUGGGCCACCUCGAACAACAAGAAAUGACGGUUGACAUGCUGAUCACUGACAGGCAUACUGGGAUUAAAGCACUCAUGAAGACCAAGCCCAUUAAACAUCGCUUUGAUGUGUGGCAUGUAGCUAAAGGCAAGUUUGCGAACAAGGCCAUUGAAGUAAUACAAUGAAAUCCCCUCAUCAGUGUAGAAUUUGGCAUUCUGUAAUGUUUUCUUCGUAACGCACACCAAGUUUAAAUAUAUGAACCCUCUACUUCAAGGCAUCAAGAAGAAAAUUGCUGCAGCAGCACAAACAAAGGCACACCAAGUACUAGGCCUGUGGUGUGAGAGCAUCAUAAGGCACUUGUACUGGUGUGCAAAAACAAGUUCCGACAAUGGAGAGGAGCUACUGGCCAAGUGGACUUCUGUCAUGCGUCAUGUCAUCAAUGUCCACACGCACCCCAAUGCAUUGCACCCAAGAUGCUUUCAUGAUGACCCCGGAGAAAGGCUGUGGCUUCUCGAAGGCACAGAACCAUUCAUGAAGCUUCACAGCAUUCUCAUGUCAAAGUACCUGUUAGUUGACAUCCCGAAGCUGUCUCCACGCGACCAGACCUAUGGACUUGAAGCCUACCAUAGCCUCCUCAUCCAUUUUGCACCAAAGUCGCACAGCUACACAUAUGAAGGCAUGCUGGCAAGGACCCAGAUUGCUGCACUGCACUAUAACUUCAACAGUGCCAGGAUAGUGCUCAAAAAUGACGACGGAACUGACAAGUAUGUCCUGAAAGGGUCUAAACCAAAGAAACAGUGGGUUGUCAUUCCACUGAAGGAAAAUGUGUCAUAUGGCUACGUGGACAAGCUAUUCGCAGAGCUCUUCAGAUGUUUGAGCAAGUGGCCAACAUAUGAAAGUGCCGAGAGGGCAAAUCCACGUGUGCAGCGGCCAACACUGUGCAGCUCCUAUGGAGAGAAGCCAAGCAUCGAAGAAGUUAGGCAGAAUCAUUGGAGUAGAUUCCAAAGAUAGAUACAUCCGUAUGCAAGUUGAAGGGAGACUGCACACAGAGAAGAAUGAAAGGAAUGCCCUUGUAGCUGAUGCUUUGGAUGUGUAUCACACUUCACACAAAAGGUAAAGGUGCCUCUUUUAGACGUAAAGCACUGAGAGAAACAAAAAUAAUGCAAUCAAUGCAAUUUUCACCCUGAUUUUCAUAAGUCUAACACCCAGCACAAGGCCCUAAUUUACGCACUAGCUAGCAUUUAUAUUGUGAUGUGUGACACUCGCAUAAUUGUAGGUUGCUUGGAGCAGGUGAGCUGGAUCAGCUGUAGUGAUGAUGGUAGUGUCUGUGCUCCUGAACUGACCUUGACAAACUCGUGACAAAAUGUGGACUACAGAUACAAGACAAGUGGGAUAUGACAGCUCAUGCACACCACGACAACAGAUGAAAACGGGCAACAGAUGAAAAUUAUGACCGUGAUUGCCAGGUAGCAUACCACUGGGAAGCCAGUAUGUGAUAUGUCAUUGCAUAUGUUAUGUAGGCAAACUGAGGAAACGUCAGUAUAAUUCAUUAUCACAGAUGACGACAAAAUGGUGCAAUGCGAAGAAUGGUCUGUUUUUAAUUGUGGCUGCCUUCUCACUGAAGAUAAGUAUUGCACGUACAUACAAUCUUAUACAUAUAAAAUAUAGUAGGUUACAAUGACUUGAGAAACAACACAGUGUGACAUUGGUAUAAUUAUCUGUUGCAGGUAUGGCUGAAGGUAGCACCUUGAGAACAGGUGAUUGCAGUUGCCAUGUAGGAUACUUUUGGGACGCUGAAGAAGGCAAAAUGGUGAAAUGCGAAGAAUGGCCUGUGCUGUUUGGUUAUGGCUGCCUUCUCACCUAAGAUAAGUGUUACACUUAUAUACAACCUAACAUAUAAAAUAUAGUAGGUUACAAUGACUUGAGAAACAACACAGUGUGACAUUGGUAUAAUUAUCUGUUGCAGGUACAUUAUGAAGGCAAACUGAGCAAACAUGGAUAUAGUUGGAUGUGAUCACAGAUGAAGCAAGAAUGGCACAUCUAUGCAAAGAAUGACAAGAGUGGAAUGAACUUCUGUUCCAUGAAAUAUGGAUUUCUUCCCACACAAGAUAAGUAUCACAUUUGCACACAUCAUGAAAUUUUCAACAUAUUAUUAGUGACGUCACUUUUAUGGACAUAAGGUUCGCAAUUAACCUGCUGCUUCACAAGGUUUGAGCACCUUGAGGAAUUCCAGAGAAAUUAGCAGACUAAUUUUUGAACUGUUGCAAAUUGUGAAUUGACAUCAAGUAUAUUUUAGAACAGCUUGAAAAGCUAGAUGAACACACUGGUGUAACUUUGUAGCUUCAGAAGAAGUAAUGCUGUGGCAGUCUGUAAGGAAGAGCUGCACGAAGCUAACUUGCACUAACCUGACUAGAACAAACUAACCUAACCUAAAACAACUUCAUCUAACACGACAAUGUUGAAAGCGGUCUGCCCCGACAACCUCAGAUGUAUAAACAAUUGGGUCCGUCGGAUCGUCUGUGGUAUGAGGACCUAGACUGUUUCCUAACCUAACCUAGAGCUGCACGAAGCUAACUUGUACUAACCUGACUAGAAUAAACUAACCUAACACGACAUAAUGUUGAGCCGAUGGACCCCGAUGUAUAAACAAUCGUGUCCGUCCGACGGACCUUUAGACACUUCCUUAUAAGAUAUUACAAAGGCUAAGAUUGAUAUGGUUAUACAUUAUCACAGACAAAGAGAAAAUGGCACAUUGUGAAGAAUGCGGCUUGGUGACAGUGACGACUAUAGGCAGUGUGUGCUCGUGGAUAAAUCAAUUAUGGAUGCCUGACUAUGCAGGAUGGUACCCCAGGCCUUGACCACCAUGGCGGAGAUGAAGCUGCGUGUUCACCUGUACAGAAAGAAGACUGUGUGUACAAGACUGGGACAUUGUACCCCUUUGAAUCCAAAAUCCUGAAUACACACAUCAAUAAAUGUGUUGCGCUACAUCUUUCCAUCAU
Molecule: messenger RNA, 4111 nt
Organism: Ornithodoros turicata
Lineage: Eukaryota; Metazoa; Arthropoda; Arachnida; Ixodida; Argasidae
Exons: 16
Coding region: 20-1297 (425 amino acids)
Source: RefSeq, a predicted model, not a curated record